GAGUCCUGCUGUUUCCCUUCAAACAAAAGAAGCGCCAUCGCUCCGCCAAUACUACCGUACAAAUCAAGCCCACGAGACACGUGGCGAGCCGAGGUUACAUACGGCUGCCAUACAGAUACAGGUACAAGGCCCCGACGGAAUCGUCGCGACAGACACACACACACACCCUACACAAGCCUCGCCCCCGCUUUUCCUCCUCCUCCGCCGGAAAUGCUCUGCCUCUCGCCGCGCGCCCCGGCGCCGUGCCUCCACGGCCCGCACGCAGCGAAGGCCCCGCCCUCCUCCGUCGCCGGCGGCAAUGCGGGCCGCCUUCCGCCGCGGCGGUGGCGGCUCGCGAGGCCCCGCGGCUGCUCGGCCGCCGCGCCGCUCGCGAAGGCGGUGCCCGUGGCGCCGCGGACGACGGCGGAGAGGUGGGGGUCGCUGCGGGAGAUGCGGCGGGUGUGGUGGGUGUGCGGGGCCGGGUACUGGGUGCAGGGGUUCCGCUGCUUCCCGUGGCUGGCCCUCAACUUCCACCUCACCCGCGGGCUCGGGCUCAGCCCCGUCGCGCUGCAGCUCGUGCAGAACGCCGGCAGCCUCCCGCUCGUCGCCAAGCCGCUCUUCGGCGUCCUCUCCGACGCCGUCUACAUCGGCCGCGAGCACCGCCUCCCCUACAUCUCCAUCGGAGCAUUACUACAGCUUACUGCUUGGGGCACACUCGCGAUCAUGCCAGUUACGGGUGACACAUUUCCAACUCACAUGAUAUGCAUUCUGAUUGGAAAUCUUGGAGCAUCUGUGACGGAAGUUGUAAGCGAUGCUGUUGUCACGGAGUUCAGCAGAACACAGAGGACCGGCGUACUACAGUCUUAUGCAUUCAUAGGUCUGGCAGCUGGAGCCCUCCUAGGAAACUUGUCGGGUGGAUACGUUCUGUUGAGAACACAGGAACCAAAGCUUAUGUUCACAGCAUUCUCUGUCCUCCUUGGCCUCCAACUAGCACUCUCCAUAGGCACAAAGGAAACACUGCCAAGCUCCCAUGGAAACUCCAGAAGCCUUCUUCUCAAAAGCUCUUUGCCGGCCAAUCUUCGUAAGCAGUUCUCAAACCUGAUGACAGCGGUCCGCGAGGAAAGGAUAUUCUACCCACUUGCAUGGAUCAUGACCUCGUUUGCUGUCGUGCCUGUUCUCUCUGGAACCAUGUUCUGCUUUCAAACACAGCAUCUGAAGCUCGAUUCAUCGAUCAUCGGUCUUUCAAAAGUCAUGGGACAGGUCAUGGUCGUCUCCCUUACCGUCCUCUACAACCGCUAUCUCAAAAGGAUUCCCCUGAGGCGCCUCGUGUGUGGAGUUCAGAUAAUGUAUGCUUUCGCGGUGCUGUCGGAGUUGAUCCUAGUGAAGCAAGUAAACCUUAUGCUAGGGAUACCAAAUGAGGUAUAUGUGUUUUGUUUCUCAGCUCUCGCAGAAGCAAUCGCUCAGUUCAAGGUCCUGCCGUUCUCGAUCUUGUUGUCAAGCGUCUGCCCCCCUGGCUGCGAAGGUUCGCUCUUCGCCUUCUUCACAUCUGGAUUGGUCUUUUCAGCAAUUCUGAGUGGUGUGUAUGGGGUUGGACUGUCUGCCCUGAUCGGGCUGUCCUCUGGGGACUACUCAAGCUUGCCUUUGGGUAUUCUGCUGCAAAGUUUGGCCGCAUUGUUACCUUUGGCGUGGCUAUCUUUUGUGCCUGAAAACUGGACUGCCGACGGGAAGAUUGUAAAGCAAAGAUGAUGAGCGUAUUGACAUCAGAAGUAGAUCUUGUUAGGUACUGAAUGACAUUGUACAGGAAUUUCUUCUAGCCCAAGCAACUCAAUGGGAUUACAUGUAUAGGUAUCCAAAUGUGUUCUUUA
Molecule: messenger RNA, 1844 nt
Organism: Hordeum vulgare subsp. vulgare (domesticated barley)
Lineage: Eukaryota; Viridiplantae; Streptophyta; Magnoliopsida; Poales; Poaceae
Product: probable folate-biopterin transporter 8, chloroplastic
Exons: 2
Coding region: 211-1725 (504 amino acids)
Cellular component (GO): membrane
Source: RefSeq, a predicted model, not a curated record